This is a messenger RNA of Letharia lupina, 942 nucleotides long. RefSeq lists its product as uncharacterized. The coding region runs from base 1 to 942 and encodes 313 amino acids. The transcript is spliced from 3 exons. The record is from RefSeq and is a predicted model, not a curated record. NCBI's taxonomy places the organism in Eukaryota, Fungi, Ascomycota, Lecanoromycetes, Lecanorales, Parmeliaceae.
AUGGAAAUGCGUAAGCAAUCCUUGCGUUGCGGCCGUCGCAUGUUUGACGACUUUAUAGAGCGACGGCCUGGCGCUGCCAGAGACCUUGAAAAGCGGUUGAAUAAGAAGGCUGCAACCGGCUCUGGACCCAGCCAAGAUCAAAGGUCGGCCGCAAACUCCCGAGCAAAAAGUCCACCAACCACUGUCAGUGCCCAAAGCCCGCGUUCGUGGGAUAACGAUAUAUCAUUGGAGACUCCAUCUCGAUCCUAUGAGCCAUGUUUACGGGGCAGAGCCGACGAUUCAAUAUCCAUAGAUUGCGAUCCGGAACGCCACUGGCUGCUAGUCUGUGCGAGAUCAAAGGAGCGGCCCACGAGUCUUACGCAACUAGACCUCUGUUGCACCUCAUCUGACAAGGAGCUCUUCCAGGAUCUCAAGCAAACUUAUGUGAGACUGAAAAGCAAAUGGGCCCGGGUAUUUUCAUUCAAAAAGGUCCAGAGUAUCCGUUUCGUUCAGGGUCAGUUUGAACUGCACAUCAAAGAUCUCGUAGACAUCCGCAAGGUACCCGACAUGCCCCCGGAGACGAGAAAACAUGAAUACCUCUACCAACCUUGCGACCUGGUCCCUCCCGUAGGCGAAAAUCUGAUGGCGCAUCUCUUCCACCACCCCGAGGAUGCGAAUGAGAGGUCGAUAACAUGUCUCCGAGCGCCGAAAAAGCGCAAAGCCAAGCUUUCAGUUUGUCCACAGCAAGGCACCAGCGUGGGAUGGGGAAUCCACCUCGUCGAAGGCUGGGUCGUCGCACGAGUCUGGCUUCUCAUCCUCAUCUUGUUCAUCUUCGGGAGCCUUGCUUUUGGCAUAUGCUGGGCUGCACUGCAACACGAUGUUCAAACAGCUUUUGCCGUCUCGGCGUAUAUUGUGUCUCUCGGUGGCCUUGUCGCUGGGACUAUGCAGGCUUUUAUGGCAUGA